AUAUUGCUUGAAGUGUUUACAAAAGAAACCCAUCAAGACUUCAUCAGUAAAUUCAACCAGUACAACUCCGUAUGUCAAGGAAUGGGAUAUAAAGCAGUGAAUUGUUCUGAAGAAGAUAAGAAUAUCAUUGCUUUUCAUUCACUUUUGUCUAAACGACAAGAGAAUCUUGGAACGAAUGUUGUUGUUGUAUUUGGAAACAUAAUACUGAACACUGGAGAUGCCUAUGACGGUACAACUGGUAAAUUCACAGCACCUAAAGAUGGUAUCUACUCAUUCAUGUGGACCAUUCUUACACAGCCUGGAAAAUAUUUUAACACAGAAAUUGUUAAAAAUAGUAAUGUCAUUGGUUAUAAUCAUGCAAACGGCGAAUCAGGCAGUUCGAUCUUUUCUUCUGGAUCUUCAUCAGCUAUAAUAAAAAUGAAGAAGAAUGAUCAAGUCUGGAUAAGAACACAUGGUGACCAUGGAAAGUUUGCUUACAAAAACUGGUCCUCCUUUUCCGGAUUUAAAUUGUAA
This is a messenger RNA of Saccostrea echinata, 513 nucleotides long. Its product is annotated as heavy metal-binding protein HIP-like. Gene Ontology annotation, molecular function: protein binding. Bases 82 to 513 code for a protein of 143 amino acids. NCBI's taxonomy places the organism in Eukaryota, Metazoa, Mollusca, Bivalvia, Ostreida, Ostreidae. The transcript has 2 exons. The record is from RefSeq and is a predicted model, not a curated record.